Myotis daubentonii (Daubenton's bat) is the source of this 4451-nucleotide messenger RNA. RefSeq names its product CAP-Gly domain containing linker protein family member 4 (gene CLIP4). Gene Ontology annotation, cellular component: cell cortex; microtubule plus-end; nucleus. Gene Ontology annotation, molecular function: microtubule plus-end binding. Gene Ontology annotation, biological process: cytoplasmic microtubule organization. Lineage: Eukaryota; Metazoa; Chordata; Mammalia; Chiroptera; Vespertilionidae. The record is from RefSeq and is a predicted model, not a curated record.
GGCGGAGCUCCGGGCUCCAACCUUGACCGCCCGGCGCCCUGGGAGUGCCUCCCGCGCGCACGGGUGUGCGUGCUGGCUCGGCCCUGCCCUGGAAAUGGGCCUCUCCAGCUCUCCCCGGGCGUAUUAAACGGUUGAAGAAACCUUUUGCCAGUGGGAAUGCAAAACGAAACCAGAUGACUUUGCUUCCAGGCUAUUGCUACCCCGAGAUUCCUUCAUUUUAAAUCGUGGGAAUCGGGAAGUUUGGAGAAACGCGCGAGACCUGCCCGGCAGAGAGGCGCGGGCGGCUUUCUAGAAGAUGACCAUAGAGGACCUCCCAGAGUUCCCAUUAGAAGGAGAGUCUUUGAUCGGAAGAUACCCAUUUUUGUUUUCAGGUUCAGAUACACCCGUGACCUUCUCCAUUUCUGCAGCACCAAUGCCUUCCGACUGUGAGUUCUCUUUCUUUGAUCCGAAUGAUACAUCAUGCCAGGAAAUUCUCUUUGAUCCCAAAACUUCUGUAUCAGAAUUAUUUGCCAUUUUAAGACAGUGGGUUCCUCAGGUCCAGCAGAACAUUGACAUUAUUGGGAACGAGAUUCUUAAGAGAGGCUGCAAUGUGAACGACAGAGAUGGACUGACAGAUAUGACUCUCCUACAUUAUACUUGCAAGUCCGGAGCUCAUGGUAUUGGUGAUGUUGAUACAGCUGUAAAAUUUGCAACUCAACUUAUUGAUCUGGGAGCAGACGCUAGUUUGCGGAGUCGCUGGACAAAUAUGAAUGCUUUGCAUUAUGCUGCUUAUUUUGAUGUCCCUGAGCUUGUAAGAGUGAUUUUGAAGACAUCCAAACCAAAAGAUGUGGAUGCUACUUGCAGUGACUUUAAUUUCGGAACAGCUCUGCACAUUGCCGCUUAUAACCUGUGUGCAGGCACCGUGAAAUGCUUAUUGGAGCUUGGAGCAAAUCCCGCAUUUAGGAACGACAAAGGAGAGAUGCCCGCCGAUGUGGUUCCAGACCCAGUGGAAAUGCCGUUGGAAAUGGCCGAUGCUGCGGCCACUGCCAAGGAAAUCAAGCAGAUGCUGCUGGACGCGGUGCCCCUGCUGUGCGAUGUCUCCAAGCCCCUGCCCCCAAGUUCCGAUCGUGCCGCUGGCAAGGCAGUACUGACCUCAGCCGGCCUGAAGUUGGGGGACCGGGUGGUCAUUGCAGGACAGAAGGUUGGAACAUUAAGAUUUUGUGGAACAACUGAAUUUGCAAGUGGGCAGUGGGCUGGCAUUGAGUUGGAUGAACCAGAAGGGAAAAACAAUGGAAGUGUUGGGAGAGUCCAGUACUUUAAAUGUGCCCCCAAAUAUGGCAUUUUUGCACCCCUUUCAAAGAUAAGUAAAGCAAAAGAUCGAAGGAAGAAUAUAAUCCACUCUCCUUCUACAAAAGCUGUCCCGCUCACCAGGUCCCAGAAAAUUGAUGUGGCUCAUGUAACGUCAAAAGUAAAUACUGGGUUAAUGCCACCAAAAAGAGACGGCGCUUCGGAAUCAACGCUUUCGCUGUCUGCUGGUGAGGAACUGAAAACCGCGACGGAGAAAGAUGUUUCAGUUCACCUGCCUGGCUCCAUCAGCAGCUUGUCCUCUGCGUCUUCCUUGGAGCACAAGCAGAGCCACCCCAGGAAACUGCACGCCCGGGGCAGUGGCAAGCCGACCACGAGCAAAAGCCCGUCUGUGCCAUCCAGGGCCAGCGCUGGUUUGAAAUCUUCAGCAACAUCUGGAGCAAAUAGUACCCGCCCCGCGGGGGAGCUCCAGCUGGGGGACAGGGUGCUGGUGGUUGGCCAGCGGAUCGGCACCGUCAGGUUUUUCGGGACGACGAACUUUGCUCCAGGACAGUGGUACGGGAUAGAGCUUGAGAAGCCGCACGGCAAGAAUGACGGCUCCGUCGGCGGCGUGCAGUAUUUUAGUUGUUCUCCAAGAUAUGGAAUAUUUGCUCCCCCAUCCAGGGUACAAAGAGUAACAGAUUCCCUGGAUACACUUUCAGAAAUUUCUUCUAAUAAACAGACUCAUUCUUAUCCUGGUUUUAGGAGAAGCUUCAGUACCACUUCGGCUUCUUCCCAGAAAGAGAUUAACCGGAGAAACGCUUUUGCCAAAUCGAAAACCGCGCUGCGCCGCAGCUGGAGCGGCUCGGCCCCGGGCGCGGAGGGGGGCGCGAGGCUGCACGAGGGCUCCCAGGUCCUGCUCACCAGCUCCAACGAGAUGGGCACCGUGCGCUACGUGGGCCCCACCGACUUCGCCUUGGGGAUCUGGCUGGGGCUGGAGCUGCGGAGCGCCAAGGGGAGAAACGACGGAGCCGUGGGCGACACGCGCUACUUCACCUGCAAGCCGAACCACGGCGUCCUGGUGAGACCGAGCCGCGUAACCUACCGCGGAAUAAACGGGUCGAAGCUCGUGGAUGAGAACUGUUGAGUUAAACUCCUGGCGUGUUCGGUGAGUGAGCGUGUGUGUGUGUGUGUGUGUGCGCGCAUACACGCAUGCAUGUGUAUGUAAGACAUAGAAUAAAGAGUCGGCAAAUGUCGACUUUAAUUAGCCACUAUUUAAAAUUUGAAAAUAUGGCUGUCUUCCUAAAAACCACAAUUACAAUCCAGAGGGACUCCUUUGAAAAGCUAGCACUGUGGACUGUGGGGGUCAUGGUUCCCUCAGAACAGUUUUGAAAGAAGCGUUUUUAAAAGCUUUUGAAGCUUUAGACCCAAGACAGUUCCAAGACGUAGGGUAAACGUGCCCGUGGGUGGCCCGCUGCUGUUGCUCUGUCUCCUCUGUGCACACAGUACAGUGGGGCCUUGACUUACGAGUUUAAUUUGUUCCGAGACCGAGCUCGUUAACUCAAAUUACUCUAUUAACUCAAUGCAAAAAAUCGGCUGAGAGACAGCUGGUAUCUCAAAAAUCUGGUUAGUCGGGACCCUCAUAAGUCAAGGCCCCACUGUACUGGGUGUUUCCUGGUCGUGCGGGUUUGCCCAGCUUUGCUUAAAUCUGAUGUUCACAUGGCCUUUUCUUGUCAAGUAUUUUGGGGUUUUCGUUUCGUCCUGUACUAGUAGUACAAUAAGAAGCUCUGUGAUUAGUGUAUUUUUCAUACUUGGGGCAAAAUUAUUUGCCCUUUCAGGAGGGCCUCAUCGAAAGCUCGGUUAGAAUUUUGGAGUUGGAUGGGGCCUUGGAGGCACCUGAGCUCAGCCUCGCGUCCAUUGCCAAGCACGGACGUGGACUCUGAGCCGUUUUCUCACCCACAGCCACUGGCUAGAUGGCCAAGGCCUGAGGCGGGAGCGUGGGUCUCCGGAGCGUGGCUCACGCUCUUUCCUCUGUACAAAGCGGAUACGCUCAGCUUUCUCGUCUGAGUCGGUGACUGCUUCGUAGGUGUAUGAGUUCAAGUCAUAAUGAGGGUUUUUUGCACAUACUUAUUUAACUUCCUUAUUGGACAGAUCUCUAAAACACACACAGACACACACGAAGCACUUUACCAUAGGAAGCACUUUCAUCUUUGCCAUCAUUUCCUCCUGGGGUAUGAAAAACAUUAAAAAAUUAUAUUGAAGAGAAGAGUGCAAAUUAAGAUGUGUUAGGGAGAAUGUAGUAGUUAAUCAUUUAAGUGUUUAUGAUUUCUCGUUUUUUUGUUUGUUUGUUUUACUCAUAAAUCUGGUGUUCGCUCUUGUGGCUGUUUUGUAUUUUCAUUUGUUGAAAACCAUUCUGUUACAGCUGCGGGGCUGAGUCAUCAUGGCUUUAUUUUCCUUGUUGAGCGUGUGUUGACAAACUGCUCUUCAUAACAGAGUGAGGUGAUAAUGCCAAGCAUUUGUAUUGUGGAUAUGUAUUGAAGUUUAUGGUCUUAUAUGUGUAAUGAUUGAUCCCUAAUUGUAGAUAUUUAGACCUUAAUCUACAACAGAAAUAUUGGAACAGUUUGCUUUAUAAGAUUAAAAUCCUCCUUCAGAAUGGAGCUUACUUUGUGCUUAGAAAUACUAGGUUGAACUAUUUUGCAAUAUACUAUUUAAAAUCAGAAUUCUGUUGCUUCGCUGCCUUUUAAAAAAGAAACGUGGCAUUUCAAAUAUUGUUAGAGCUAUUUUCCUGAAAUACAUGUGCAAAAUAAGGCUGCUUUAUAACCAAGGAAUAUUUUUAUUGACUGAAGAAAAUGACUGUACUGCUAUUCAAAAGUAAACUUAUUUUAUUAUAUAGCUUAUUUCUUAAAGACUCUAUUUAUACCUUGACAUGAAAUCCCUGGUUAUACUGAACUUGGGUGUCUAUAAUUCUUCCUGUUGACUAUAAAACACUGUAAGUUAGAAGCAGUAAUGGAACACAAUUCAGUGUUGCAUUUUGAGAUCAGAAUAAUUCUCAUAUUUAGAUUAGGAUUAUUAAUGUGUAUGUUUACAGAUGCUAUACAAACAAGUUUGAUGUUUUCAUUUGUUUUGCUUAUUGAUGUCAAAAUUCACUUCUUGAGCAUUAAUAAAAGGGAAGCUAUUUGGUUUUGGAA